Messenger RNA from Saccostrea echinata, 4659 nucleotides. RefSeq names its product axin-1-like. The transcript is spliced from 13 exons. Gene Ontology annotation, molecular function: RNA binding; pseudouridine synthase activity. Lineage: Eukaryota; Metazoa; Mollusca; Bivalvia; Ostreida; Ostreidae. Gene Ontology annotation, biological process: pseudouridine synthesis; negative regulation of canonical Wnt signaling pathway. The coding region runs from base 11 to 3220 and encodes 1069 amino acids. The record is from RefSeq and is a predicted model, not a curated record.
GUGCAGACUAAUGGCAAGUAAUAUUCAGAAAAUUCCUGCAAUCCUACACUUGUGUUCAGACUACAUUGUGAUUGACAAGCCGUUUGACUUGCCCAUCAACAGUGAUGACCCCCACAUGGUAACUGUGGAAACAUUGUUGAGUAAAUAUCAUCCACAUCUCAGGGACCCCACAGUCAAACAUGGAUUCAGAUUCCAGCACAGGCUAGAUUUGGCAACCAGUGGAGUGCUGUGUUUGUGUCGCACAAAGAAAUCUGCAAAGAAACUGCAUAAUGAAUUUCAGAGACGAUCUGUAGUAAAACAUUACAUUGCCCUGGUGUAUGGGCAUUUAAAGAGUGAAAACCUGACACUGAACAUCGCUAUCGGUGAGGACUCGUCAGUGGAGGACAUUCACAAGAUGUGUACUUCUGACUCAGAAAGUUGUGUUGGUCCCAGAGAAGCCAUCACUGAAGUAACACUCAUGGAAAGGGGCACUUACAACAAUCAACCUGCCAGUAAAGUUUUACUAAGACCUCACACAGGUCAUGAGUCUGGGGGGAACAACUUCACUGAAUCUGCGCCACGCCCUCCUGUACCAGGGGAGGAAAAUGAAAUAGUGUCGAAUGGUGGCAUGUCUACCCGUUCCAGUGAAUCUAUGAAGAGUCAUGUGUCCACAAAGUCCAACAAAAGCCAAACAUCCAAUAAGAGUACUACAUCCAAUCGGGACUUGACAACACAUUCUCCGGCAGCCACACCAAGGCGAUCGGCAAAAGAGAAAUCAUUGUUCUUAAGUGGUUGUGACACUGAGGAGGCCCCCUUGGGCUUUGAGCCUGAAGGGAGUGACUCAAAUUCUCCUCCAUUUCAUGAAAAUAUGGAAAAUAGUUCAACUCCUCCAUUCAUGAGAUGGGCAGAAAAUCUGACAUAUCUUUUAGAUGAUCGUGAUGGAUUAUCUUUGUUCACUACUUUCUUGGAUCAGGAGGGAUUCGGAAAGAACUACGUUGAAUUUUAUUUUGCGUGUGAGGGCUUGAAGAAAAGUGAACUUGAGAAAGUUCCACAGAUUAUUAAAAUCAUAAAUAGGAAAUAUUUCAAAAGUGAUAAACUACCAUGUGUGUCUGAACAAACAAAGUGUGCUAUUCAAGAAAAAAUUAAGAGGCAGACUGUGGACAGGACAAUUUUCGAUGGUGCCCAAUUAGAAGUCAGAAAUGAAAUGAACUGUCAAAGCUAUCCUUUAUUUAUAAAAAGUGACCUGUAUGUGCAAUAUAUUCAAAAAGGAGGGGGCAGCCCCAAUAGUAACAGUUCUAGUGGCUCCAAUAGUGCUAGGCCUAUGUCCAUGCCGCUGCCCACGUUGCCAGAAGACAAGAUGCUGGCGGAUGUUUCCACAGGCAAUGCAGCAACAGUGUGUGGUCCUCCCUCCAGUAGUAAAAGAACCACUAGUGCUAAAAGAACAUUAGAAUCCUUUACAAGUACAAGUUUUCCUGCCCCUCCUCGGGUUCCCCCUCACCCCUACCAUGUGUCAUACGCCCCCACCUCAGAACAGGAGAGUGAGAUCCAGAGUCUGUCCAGUGAUGCCCUUACUGAGGACACCCUCUCUAUCACAGAUACCUCCAGCAUAGACAAUGAUUCCAAAAGAUGCAAGCGCCAAAGACGGUACAUGCGAAGAGAGCACAUGAACCGAAAUCCAAUAGAAAUGAGCGUCAUUCCUAGGACUGACAGACUUCCCAAAGACCGCAACUUAGCAGAGACAGACCCUCCCAGAUUUGCAGCAUUAAUCAUAGAGAAGUUGGAGAAGAUUUUACAAGACCAUGAACGGAAUCGUCGCAUAGAGGAAUCCCUCAAUAGAGUGAUAUAUGACGAAAAGGACAUUGAGGAGAGUGAUCGAUCUCUACUGUCCACGUCUAUAGCACAGAAAGACCUCUCUUCUACCUCCUUUUUACCUCUAAUGACCUCUGCUGUGAUAGACGAGGACAAUCCAGACUCCAUUUUGGAGGAACACUGUUCUCGAAUCUGGGAGAGCUCUGUGGGUCAGACACCUAGCAGGUCCCCUGGGCGCCAUUCACCUCCCAAUGCAGAUCAUAGGUCACAUGAUCGAUCACUAAGUCGCAGCAAAAAUCAAUCCCAGCCAAACUUGCCUUCACACAAACAAGUGCACAGAAAGCGACCAGAUUACUACUCGUCCUUUGACAGUGGGAUGGGGGAGGACAAACCUGCACUGGAGACGCAUCGUCACAUUCAUCAUCAUCAUCAUCAUCAUCAUCCCUCAUCCAAGUCUCGGGCCUUCCCCGAGUACGACUCGCAAAAGGUGUACACAGCACCUGAAUUUGACCGAGGCCGAACCCCGAGGAAGUCAACAAAAUGUAAACAUUCAGACACAAGCUCUAACAUAGACAGUGGCAUAAGCAUGAUUGAAUCGAUUCCUCCAAUGCCAAAUCCAAAUGAUCCAUCAACAGAAAAGGUGCUUAAUUGGAUGAUGGACAAUGCACGAGAGAACUCAAACUCAGGUUGUGCAGACUCGGACAAAAGCUCAUCCCACAAGCAGCGGUCACGCCCCAGUGCAUCAGCAUCUUCUUCAGCCCCUGCAUACAAAUCUGGGUCAAAGAAACAGAGCUUGGGCACAAGCAGGUCAGGGUCAGUUGACCGAGGAGGAGGAGGGAUGCAGCCUUACCUUGGGACUGGGGGAUUCAUGCCCUCCCAGCCUUUUGCUACAGACCCUUCCAUGCCCCUCCCCACCCCUCCAAAUACCACGGUGCAGUUGGAGGAGGCAAAGAGGAGACUAGAGGAGCGCUCUACUCCUGUCAAAUCUAGAUCAUUUGGCGGUAUCACAACCAAAGAGAACAAAAAAGUGGCCUCAUUGUCUCAGGGUGCCACAAGAACAGCUAUCCCUGGCGCUAAGACCGUACCCUGUGAAUUAGACAUGUCCGGUGACAGUAGCACAUUAGAGAAGAAGAGCAGUAAUAAAAAGUCUGGAUCCUCCAGCGCCAAUACAAGUGGAUCAGCGGAUGAGACCGUGAUUGGUUACUACCUGUGUUCGGAGCCCAUUCCAUACAGAAUCACUGUACAGGGCAGACAUAUCACUCUGGCUAUGUUCAAACAGCUGAUCGGCCGCAGAGGAAAUUUCAAGUAUUUCUUCAAGAAGAGGAGUAACGAGUUUGAGAGCGAGGUUGUGUUCGAGGAAAUCAGCAAUGAUGAUGAAGUGCUCCCAUUGUGGGAUGGCAAAAUUGUCGCAAAAGUUGAUAAAAUGGAUUAGUAACUAACUUUUCAUAUCUUCCACUGGGACUUUGUAGUGCAGAUGCACUGAAAUCAUUUAGUCCUGCACUUUUAGUGCUAAUUUCAAGUGUUGGACGCAGACUAAUGAAAGGAACCAUUCUCUUUAUUAAUUUAUUCAUUGCAAUAAGCAGUACUAUAUGUAUUAAAUUAUUGCAAACCUUUUUUUUUUUUUUUAGAAUGUCACUCUUUUUACCAAAAUUUUAAAUUUUGUGACUUUUUUUAAACUAUUGUUUGUUUCUUUUUAAUACAAAAUGAAAAUUCUUUUGUGCCAAUAUUGUAUAUUGUUCAUGGGAGUUGUUAGCUGAGAAUAUGUAUGUCUAUAUGUGACAAGUGAACGUGUAUAUAGAAACAUGUAAAUAAGCAAACUCAGGGGUAUUUUUGACAUGGAAUAGCCAGAUCCAUGGACAAAUAGCAACUAAAAUGUUCAAAAAAAAAUAAGAGUUAAGAGUUAACCACUCUUGGAUGCUCUUGUUGCAGGGUACAUCAAAAUUUCGUGUUGGAAGUCUGGGUAACAAUACAUAUCUGUUCAAAAAAGCAUGUAUAUCUUAUUUAUUAUCAGAUAUCAACCAUAAUGAUACAUCAGUAUUUUUUUUCUUCAUGCAAGAAAUCUUUUAACUUUCGCUUGCCUUUUCUCCUUCUUUUUAUAACUAUUCUUAGAAGAUUUCUUUUCUUGAAGAAAGAUGGUGCCUAAAACUCUUUUUAUCAUUGUAAAAGAAGAAGUACAUUGGUAUGUUUUGAUAUUCAUUUAACUUUUCUCAGUAAAUUUUACCAUUCAAAGUCUACUACAAUUGCUUGUUAUGUUGGAUGACAGCUUUUUUGUUUUACCCUUUUUUAAAGGAUUAAUGAAAAAAGGGGGAGGGGAGGGGAGGCAAUACAAUGUUUUAAGGAGAAGGAUUUUCUUUUUUUUCAAAUUAGAGGAAAAACUGUCAAGAUAGUAUUGAAUAUUUUUAUAUGAACAAAUUAAUUUUUUUGUGAAAUGAAAUAAUGGCAUUGAUCAUGUAUUUAUUUGUAUGUUGGAAAACAACUGUCUUCAGAUGCUUGUAUGCCUACAGAGUAAUCAUGGUAAUGUUUUUCCUGUAAAACUGCUUAAAUUUUGUAUGAACUUGUGCAUCUGCCAGUAAAGAUGAUGUCCUCUGGUUCAAACAACCAGAAAAAUUCCUUGAAUUAUCUGUGAUUUUUUUCCUACGUAAUUGUUGUAUGGUUGUGUGUAUUUAUGUUGACAGCUUUAAGAUUAUUACAAUUUAUGAUAUUUAAUUAUAAGGAUAUACUGUAUAUAUUGAACUAUAAGUAUCAUUGUCAUGGAUGACUGACUCUCAUUGCCAUGGAGUCUUGUAUCAUUCACCAUCAUUUAGGUAGAAAUGAAAACAUUUCCAUUUGUGUAAAAAUAGAAAAACACAAUAAAGUUUGUACAUUAUUUUA